AUGACCGAACCAACGAACACGAACUCGUCCUUCGUACCCCUUUCCCUAACCGACACCUUAUCCAAACCCGUACGAACGCUUCAUUCGCACGACCAUACCAGACCCUCUUCAAGUUCGAAUCACUCGUCUAGCUCGACCUCUACUACUAGUGGUUCGUCGUCGAAUACGAUGGGGAGGAGGUCGAGUCAUUUACCACCACCUUCUUCGUCGAGUGGUUCGAAUGGAGGAGUGGGGUCGAUGGGGGGUGCAGAGAGGGUGAGGGAGUUGGAGAGGAAGAGGGUCAAGGAGUUGAUGUGUGAGAGGUUGGGGUUCGGUUGUUCGGGCUUCGGAGGGGAGGGGGAGAAGGAGAAUGGGUUGAAUGAACUGCACUUGGAAGGGAGCGAAUUGGGGAAGGAGAAGGAGAAGGAUGAGAGGGACAAAGAGGUGAAGAGUUUGAGAAAGCAGGUGGUGAGGUUGAAUGAGGAGAAUAAGAGAUUGAAUGCGAGGGUCAAGGGGCUGCAGGAGGAAGUGGUGGCGGCGAAGGCGAGUGCGAGUGCGAGCGCGAGACAGGGGACGAAUGGUACGACGUCGACGGCUUCGGCUUUGGAAGGUGUGGGAGCGAUUCAGUUGAAAGAAUUGGAGAAAAGUUUCGCAGAGUGAGUCUAAAUACGACGGGAAUUGGUGGUGGUGGCUCAAUGAAAAAAGUUCUUUUCACAGACAAGAGAGCUUGCUCGCGGGCUACCAGAGGGACGCCGAGAAGUCCUUCUUGACGAUCGAGGCGAUGAAGAAACAGUGCGUACGAACCUACUGGUCCAGAGCUAGUUCUAACCACUGAGUCUCGAUGCUCUCCGAACAGAGCACGACGCUACACCGACAUCCUCGCCAAGACCUACGGACCCAACUACGAGACCGAACUUGGCCUCGACCAAGAGAAUGCUUCGUCCUUCUUGACGACGACCAAAGUGCUCAGCGCUACGACAGGUCUCUCGAGUCCGGCGAUGAGGAACCAACGUGAUCGGGUGAGGAAUAGGAUGAGCUUUGGUGGGGCUGCUGCAGUGGUGACGCCUAUCGCUUCGAGGGUAGAGGGGAUCGAGCAUGGGAUUGUAGAGGAGGACAACGAGGGAGAAGGGACGGAUCGGGGACCUUCAAGUGCCGAUGCGAGUGCGAGUGCGAAAGAGGAAGGUGCGGUCGAACAAGCACGGUACGAGAUGUUGAGAGGGUACGUCGAAGGUGUGCAGACCUUGUUGAGGAGUAUGGAGCAGAGGUUGCUCAAGAGGGAUUACGAGUUGGAGAUGAUGGAACAACGCGCGAGGGAGGAGAAGCAGUUGGCCGAGGCCAAGGUCGACCAUGUCGAGAAAUUGAUCAGUGGGAUUCGGGUGUGA
Messenger RNA from Microbotryum saponariae, 1361 nucleotides. Lineage: Eukaryota; Fungi; Basidiomycota; Microbotryomycetes; Microbotryales; Microbotryaceae. The record is from the annotation of a GenBank genome assembly.